Cercospora beticola is the source of this 1509-nucleotide messenger RNA. RefSeq lists its product as uncharacterized. The record is from RefSeq and is a predicted model, not a curated record. Lineage: Eukaryota; Fungi; Ascomycota; Dothideomycetes; Mycosphaerellales; Mycosphaerellaceae. Gene Ontology annotation, molecular function: oxidoreductase activity, acting on NAD(P)H, oxygen as acceptor. Gene Ontology annotation, cellular component: intracellular anatomical structure.
CGAGUAGAGAAAAGAACCAAUCCCUCCAGAGCAGCAUCUCCACGCCCUCUCGCCAAUCCGUCUUAUCAUACGUUUGCGAAACAGCGGUGGAGCUCGCAGCUCGACUUACAUCAUAUACGGGCGCCCAGUCCCUGGAGUGCAUGUCGACGUCAAGCUGUCAAAAUGUUCAAACAUAAUCUCCUGAGGCAAAUUUCAAGAGCUUCCACCACCGCAGCUCGCCCACCAACUGCUGCAACCCUCACACGGCAGACGACUCGAGGCAUCCGCAUCACACCCACUGUCAAGCGGGCAGACGAUGCUACAAAGGACAAACAUGACGAGUACUCGACUGCGGGGAAGCCAGGUGCUUUCGCCCACGAGGGAGAGUUCUCGCGAACAGAUAACACAAUUCGUGUAGAAUACCCAGAGGAGGACAACCUCCCAAGCUCUCAGCCAGUCCAAGGCCGUGGUGGUUUCCACUUCAAGAGAACCCUCGAGUCUUUCAGUUUGGAGGGCCGAACGGGAGUUGUUACUGGUGGAGCUCGUGGUCUUGGUCUCGUCAUGAGCCAGGCAUUGGUGAUCAGCGGCGCCAACAUUGCCAUUGUUGAUUUGAACAAGGAGGAAGGCGAGAAGCAAGCGAAGCUUCUCAUGGAGACCUUCAAGAAAGAGAAUCCAGGUGCGACCGACAAGGACGUCCCAAGGGUUACAGCGCACUACUGCGACGUCUCAUCACCAGACUCCGUCAACGCCGCCAUGGCGGAGAUCCUCGAAUCCCACGGCCAGGUCGACCACCUCGUCACCUCUGCCGGUUUCACGGAGAACUACGAUGCGAUCGAGUACCCGCACGAUCGUAUGCAAAAGCUGUGGGGAGUCAACGUGGAUGGCACAUACUUGUGGUCUUGCGCCGUUGCGAAGCACUUGAUGGCUCGCCAGGCCAAGGGCAGUGUUGUCAUGAUUGGCAGCAUGAGUGGUGCUAUCGUCAACGUGCCACAGCCACAAGCACCGUACAAUGCAGCGAAGGCUGCUGUGCGACACUUGGCUAGCUCGCUUGCUGUUGAGUGGGCUCAUGCUGGUAUCCGCGUGAACUGCAUUAGUCCUGGGUACAUGCUUACGGCACUCACCAAGAAGAUUCUCGACGAUAACCCGGAGCUCGCACAGAAGUGGACCAGUUUGAUUCCACAGGGUAAGAUGGGUCGUCCAGAAGAUCUCAUGGGUGCUGUGACUUUCCUGCUGUCGGACGCUGCGGGAUAUGUGACUGGUGCCGAUCUCCGUGUCGAUGGUGGCUACACUGUCACUUAAGCGACAGCUUGAUGUAUCAUACUUGCGGAGGGUGGUAUCGAAAACAAUUGCAUAGCUUGAGCAAAGCAAUAGAAGAAGGCGGAUGUGCGAUAGAGGACAGCAUGCCAGCAGGCAGGUUGCAAUAGGCGUUCGGCGUGUAGCGAUACUUGAAAUUGAGCUCUCAAACGAGCAUGUGCUCUACUAGAAAAGCUUUCUUCCAUCACACAAGACACAGCAAAGUCCCAAAGCCCG